CGCGGAGGAGGGCAUCCACUACGAUGACGACGGGGAGCUCAGACUACUCACGGAGAGAGUGCCGAGUUACUUCGAUGUCAGAAUGAACAUUCGUGCAAGCAUCGCUGCGAACUGAGAGGAGUCACUCAGAGCACGGAUGCUAUUGGCACGGUUCACUGAGGCGCAUGAUUUGCGUGUAGACAACACUGCUGAUAGCAGUGCAUACAGUUUGAGAAAAGUGGUUGGUUGGAUGUGCACAGAAGGGAUGUCCGAUGAAGGCGAUUUGGAUAUGACAAAGCAGCAGAAGGGUGGAAUAUACAUGCCAGCCGAUUUCAAGCAGAUGUUGAUGACACAGGCGAAGAAAUGGGGAAUGCUCGUUGAAGGUUCUAAGGACGAGAUGAAGAGCGGUGCAGCAGAAAUUUUAGUACUUUCGCGUUUGAAGGACAUACCGCAAGCUCCCCCGCAAGACUUCCAAGAACUUCCGGUAAUUAUUGCAAACGGGGUGGAGUAUGUUUUACUCGACCAACUGGUGGAUUUCAUGAAAAAGAAACCUGGCGAUCUCAAUGUCAUACAUGAGGCAUUGCAUGAUGUGACAGAGCAAGCACUGGCGGGCAAGGACCUUAUUACAUACAGGGUGCGGAGUGUGGACGAUGAUGUCGUAUGUGGUACUCCAUUGUGGGAUGGAAUGUUCAUGGCAGCUUUGCAUCGCCUCAGCAUUGCGACUUCUGAGGUGGACAGAAAUAGGUCAAGGGAAGAAGGAUGGAAGUUGGUGGCCAGUGAAGCAGAUGUUGCACUUCAUGCAACAGAUGGACACGCUUCAGCAGGGGAAGAAAUUGUGAGAACAGCCUCCAUCGUGCGUUCUCCAAUAAACACAAUGUCGAAGGAGGAGGUAGAAGAAGAAGAUGUGUUCAAUGACUGGACGAUGACAGAACAACAACGGGAACGAGGGUUCGAAGACUCUUCUUUACCGAUCGAUUUCGAAUAUGAGAUUGAGGAAACAAGAGUGAUCAACAAUCAGAAGGUUUAUGUUUCGAAAGCAGGAUGGCAGGAGCGGAUCAAAAGUAGACCUGAAAAGCUGCAUCGAUUGAGUAAUGAACUGCGAAUGAUAGCUGUUGUUCUCAUCCCUGUGAAUCACAAAAAACAUUGGAAAUUGCUCUUGCUACUGAAUGUCGUUUGGUUUUUGGCAGUCAUGGAGGACAAUGAUGGCCAGAAACGACCUGUUGCAAUCGUCAUGGAUUCCUUUCAACAGAGUGGCCAACAGGAAUGGAGGGCGUUGCGCACAUUUUUGUGGUAUAAAUACCUCAACAAGGCAGAUAAAGCAGGGGUGUUGACUACCGAGACCAUGGACACGUCGUGGGUGACAUGCAGAGAUCUACUUGGAUCCAACAUAGUAUAUGCGGAAUGUUCGCAACAGACCAAUAUGUGCGACUGUGGUGUUUAUGUUUGUUGCUUGGCAACACAAUUGAUGCGAAAGCUAGCAAACGUGGCCAACGGAAUGAACAUAACCGUAAAAUAUAUAACAGAAGUUGUUAGCGCGAUGGAGGUCAACGAACGAACGGUCGAGAGAUUUCGUCACUCGAUGGUACAGCGCUUUGCACAGUGCGCUGCAAUGGCAAAAGGAUAUAACACCGGAGCAGCAUGUGACAUAGACAAUGUCUUCAAAGAUCUCAUACACGGAAUACGGAGUGGAAGUUCGUAAUUACAAGGGCAUGAUAGAAACCCGACAUUGAAACACAAAGU
This is a messenger RNA of Chara braunii, 1719 nucleotides long. The record is from the annotation of a GenBank genome assembly. NCBI's taxonomy places the organism in Eukaryota, Viridiplantae, Streptophyta, Charophyceae, Charales, Characeae.